Zingiber officinale is the source of this 2219-nucleotide messenger RNA. RefSeq names its product probable receptor-like protein kinase At1g11050. The record is from RefSeq and is a predicted model, not a curated record. The transcript has a single exon. Gene Ontology annotation, biological process: protein phosphorylation. Gene Ontology annotation, molecular function: ATP binding; protein kinase activity. Lineage: Eukaryota; Viridiplantae; Streptophyta; Magnoliopsida; Zingiberales; Zingiberaceae. Bases 95 to 1987 code for a protein of 630 amino acids.
GUUGACGGUUUGACCUGUGACCUGAUCUGGCUUUAAGAACACACCCUCUUCUUCCCGAUCUAGCCGGAACCGACAACUGGCAUAUCGGCGAAGAAUGGGGGCGAUGUGGCGGUGCCUGUUCUGUUUCCUCCUUCUCCAGUCUCUUCCGGAGGUGAACAUGGCGGUGGCCGCGGAGAGCACCUGCCCACUUAAUCUGAGUUUUGUGUCGACCUUCCCCUGGGACGACGCCACCUGCCUCCCCCCCGCCACCAAUCUCACCGACUGCUGCCUCACCCUCCUUAGCCUCUUCGGCAUGGGCACCGCGCAGCGCCUGCACGACACCGGCUUCUUCCGCCUGCCCGACGACCCCACCGCCGCCGCCUGUCUUUCCGACUACCAAUCCAACAUCUCCGCCGCCCGCCCUCACCUCUCCCCCUCCAUCGUCUCCACCUGCUUCCCCUCCCCCGACCAAUUCAUCUCCACUUGCGCCGGAAUCCACACCGUCCGCGACUGGAACGCUCGCAUCGGGAACUCAUCCAGCCUUAACGCCGCCUGCGACGGCGACCUCACCGACCUUGCUAGAUGCGACGCCUGCGUCAGAGCCGGAUUCAACGUCACUGCCGCCCUCACUGCCCUCGACGGCAACACCUCCAGCGCUACCCGCUGCUUCUACCUCACCGUCAUCUACGCCUCCGGCGUCGUCAACCAGCUCGGCCCCGAGGAUCCCCGAGCCGCCAGCUGCAUCCUCGGCCUCGCCCUCUCCUCCCCCGCCCCCAACCGUCAUAAAUCCCACUCCGCUGCAAUCUUCGCCUCCGUCUUCGGCGCUCUCGGUUUCCUCCUCGUCGCCGGCGCCAUCGCCCUCUUCGCGUGGCGAUACCGCUUCAAGAAGAAGAAGAAAAACAGCAUCUCGACCUUGUCGGGGAAAAGCUCGAGAUCGUACCCGCGGCCCAACACCGGCUCGAUCUGGUUCGACAUCCAGGAGCUGGAAAAGGCGACCGCCGGCUUCUCGCAGGGCAACUUCAUCGGGCGCGGCGGAUUCGGCGUCGUCUACAAAGGCACCCUUCCAGACGGCACCAUGGUCGCCGUCAAGAAAGUGCUGGAGCCGGACGUGGACGGCGGCGACGAGGAGUUCCGCAACGAGGUGGAGAUCAUCAGCCAUCUCCGGCACCGGAAUUUGGUCUCUUUGAGAGGGUGCUGUAUCUCGCAAGACGUCAACGCCGAGGAAGGCAAGCAGAGGUACUUGGUCUUUGAUUACAUGCCCAACGGGAGUCUCAACGACCACAUCUUCGGCAACUCCGGCAGGAUGAGGAAGCCCCUGACGUGGUCGCAAAGGAAGAGCAUCGUACUCGACGUGGCCAAAGGGCUGGUGUACCUCCACUACGGGGUGAAGCCGGCGAUCUACCACCGCGACGUCAAGGCCACCAACAUAUUGUUGGACGGCGAGAUGAGGGCGCGGGUUGCCGACUUUGGAUUGGCGAAGCAGAGCAAGGAAGGGGAGUCCCACCUCACCACCAGGGUCGCCGGAACCCACGGGUACCUGGCACCGGAGUACGCGCUCUACGGGCAGCUCACGGAGAAGAGCGACGUCUACAGCUUCGGCGUCCUCCUGCUCGAGAUCAUGAGCGGCCGGCGGGCCUUGGACAUGAGUGCGCCGGCGAAUAUGGUGUUGAUCACAGAUUGGGCGUGGACCUUGAUCAAAGAGGGAAGAACAGAGGAGGUUUUCGACGCGGCGUUGACUAGGAACGAGGACGACGACGGCCGACCACGGCAAUUGCCUAAGGGAGUGAUGGAGAGGUUCGUGCUGGUCGGCGUCCUGUGCGCGCACGUGAUGGUGGCCGUCCGGCCGACGAUACUGGAGGCGCUGAAGAUGCUGGAGGGGGACGUGGAGGUGCCGGAGGUUCCGAACCGGCCUCCGGCCAUCGCUCUCGUCUACGGCGACGGCAGCACCUUUGCCGCUUCUCCUGCCUCGACCGGGCGUUCCCUGGACACCAGAGAGAUGCUCAGGUAGCUCAAUUGGGCUCGUCAAGAACAGACAUUUCUUCAGCAAAAAAAAAAAGAGGAAAUUUGCGUUCCCAAAGUUUUCAAUUUUAUCACCUUAAAUUGUGAGGGAAAAGUCAAUCAUUCUUCUGAAAAAUCCUUUUUACUCAAAUCUGGUUGUUUGAAAUUCUUUCAUGUCUUGAUGCAAAUCUUUAUCCGUAGCCAAAUUAGUAGAAUCUAUCGGACAAGCAAGUUCUUGUUUC